CAGGUCGCUCCUCUGGAGGGUGUGUAUGUGUGCGGUCGGUGGCUGAGUGCAGACUUCUCUCAGCGUCGAUCUGCAAAACAGUUACCGAGCUAAGGACGAGAAAAAAAGAAUAGAGGAACAGCAUAAUUUCCCAGUCUUUGCCAUGUUGUCGACGAUAUUUUUGCAACGACUACUUUGAUCUCAUCAGAACUGUCGUUUUUGAAGACUUAGGCCACAAGAAACCAAAGCAGAAAUUAAUGCAUCGGAGCCUGCGGCGCUGUUUGUUUUGACCUGUGUUGCUACUAGGGAUCCUGUUUGAGGGAUUUGCGGUCUGUCAAUGAGGAACUACCGGCUCAUCUUCUGCCACAACCUGAAGCAGCCUUAGAUGGUUCAGGGCUUCAUUGGCCAGAGGAGGAGAGGAUAAGAAACACUUUCACUGCUACACGGAGUGAGGUUUUGGUUUGUGGUGAGGAGGAGGCAAUGAGGAAGAGUGUGUCUCUGUUGCCAUGCAACGAGGGCAGGAGCUCAGGCAGCACCACUCGUGUUUUUGGCGUUCCAUUGGAGGAGGUGUCACGCACACUUACAAUCAACGGCCACGAGGUCCCUGCAAUAGUGAAAUACAUCGUGGACUAUAUCGAGGAGCAUGGUCACCUGGACCUGGAGGGUCUCUUUCUCGUUAAUGGCAAUGCAGAACGUGUUGAUUGGCUGCGUCAGCGCUACGACAGUGGUGAACAGGUGGAACUAGAGAAGGAGGCCGAUCUGGCGUCAGCCGUAAGUUUGCUCCGACUCUUCCUGCAGGAGCUUCCUGAGCCUGUCAUUCCAACAGAGAUCCAGGGACACAUAUUGCAGCUCUACCAAGAUUACAGCAGUGAGGAGGAGUUGUGUAGGAAUCUGAAAUACCUGCUCCAGCAGCUUCCCCAAUUGAACUAUGGCUUGCUGCGUUUCCUGUGUCGCUUCUUAGCCAGUGUGGCAUCUCUGCAGCAGGAUAGCUGGAGUGUGGGGGCGCUAGCUGCAGUCUUUGGUCCAGACAUCUUUCAUCUAUCAACUGAAGGAGAGAACAUUAAGGACCAGGAGUCUGUGAGUAGAGUCCUGGCAGAGCUGCUGGACAAUCAGGAGGGACUGUUUGAUUCAGAAGAUGAUGAUGUUUCCACCACCAAUGACUACAGCUCCAUCAAUGAACAGAUCACAGAGUUGCUAGAUGACGAUAAGUGUGAGGCAGAAUGCGAGGAGCUGCCUCAGGAUGGGGAGGAGGGUCUGGCUUCCUCCAACUCACCACAGCACUCUUACACCUAUGACAGCCCUCGGGCGUCAAUACAUCUUACUCUGUGCUCACUGCUUACUUCAGAGACAGUGCUUAUAUUUCAGCGAACCAUCAGAGCUGCAGUGGAGCAGCACUUCUUUGACCUGCAAACCAAGAGCAUUGACCGCAGUCUUAGCAACUAUGAUAGCCAGGGUGAAACUGCAGACAAGGGCUGCAAUGGAAGUGAGGAGAAGCAGACAGAACCUGAAGAGAGUCCCUGUGACACAGAGGGGGAAACCUCACUCAGUCAGAACGAGCCACACGUACAAGAGAGUCGAUCAGAAACACAGGAUUCACAGAACUCUGACGCCUCACAGGCAGAAACCCUAAGAAUGGACCUGGAUGCUGAGGCUGAUACAGAUGCUGAAAACCAUAUAAACACUGCCAGGCAGGACAAUCAUCCCUGUGAUGCCAUGGACCAGACUGACACCAUACAAUGUGACACAGACUCUUGUCACUGUGAUCAGAACGCCAACACCAGCGAGACCAACAGGAACCAUCUGCCCCAAACAAACGCUGGCCAGAACUCGCACCUGCAACUAUUUCACGACAACCAGUGGGAAGCGUCACCCCCCUCUCAUCUCCACCUCCCUCCCAUAGACUUCUCAUGUAUGCACCUGCAAAAAGAAGGCCAAGAUCCCAUCCCAGCUUUCAAAUCCUGGCAGGAUGACAGCGAGAGCGGGGAGGCGCAGCUCUCACCACUGGCAGGCCGUAUGGUUCCUCUCCCUCCGCUGCCACUUGAGGAAGAUGGCGAGGAAGAGGAAGGAGAGACAGGACAAGAAGCCUCUCCCUCCUCUUGUCGCUCUCACCAUCACCUGCUUGCUCGACGUUUCCUCGACUUUGGCGCACACAGUGCUCAACGAUUCCUCCAGCAGGACCUUGAUGCCACUUCGCCAACCAAAGCCCAGAGGCCACGUCGAGCAUCAUUUGGCUCUAAAGAGGCAAUAAGAGGAGGAGGAGAUGCAGUGCUGCAUCAACUCACCAAAAAGCUUCAACACCUUAAGAAGAAAAUCAAACAGUUUGAGGAGCAGUUUGAGAAGGAAAAGAACUACAAGCCGUCUCAUGGGGACAAGGCAGCUAACCCCAAAGUCCUGAAGUGGAUGACAGAUUUAACCAAGAUCCGAAGGCAAAUUAAAGGACGCCAGCACCACCUUUUACCCAGGAGCACGUUGAGGCACCAGGCUUUGCUCCAUUUACACAGACGCCACCAUGCUCUCUCUUCCUCCCCUUCCUCCUCCACCUCCUCUCCUCUCUGCUCUCCUCCCCAUCACACACUCACCCCCCUGCAUCACCCCCACUCAGGCCUGAACUCUAGACCGUUUCAAGUCAAUGCCAAACACCGUGCAGAGUGUGAGCUCGGCCCUCAGACUCGUCCUCGCAGCAACACCCUGCCCAAGAGCUUUGGCUCUACGCUGGAUCAAAGCACCCACGAUACAGCGGGGGAAUGUAAGGGUUCACAUCCCACAAGAGAGGAAACAUUGGAGCUGAUUCAAAGCAGGGUCAAAGGGAGGAGGCAGGAGGACGGCUGGCCUGAGGACAUCAAGAAGAUGACAAAAGAGCAGUUGUCGUGUGAGAAGACAGUCCUACAGAAGAACCUGCUGCAUUACGAAGGUCUUCACGGUCGACCGGUGACCAGAGAAGAACGCCAGGUGGUCAAGCCUCUCUAUGAUCGAUACCGUUUGGUUAAGCAGAUGCUGAGAGUCAGCAUCACACCUGUCACAGUGUCUCCCUCUAGUAAGAGACGAAGUCAGAUCCUGCAGCCAAUCAUCGAGGGGGAAACUGCUCAUUUCUGGGAGGAGAUCAAAGAGGAGGAAGAUGAGGAGAGGGAUACUGAAGGAGGAGAGGAAGAUGAUAAGGAGGAGGAGGAGCAGGAGGAGGAGGAAGAAGAGGAGGAGGAGGAAGGAGAAAGUAGCGGUGGGGAAAUGCAGAGCCCUGAUGUUAUCAUGGCCGUGGAUCUGGUGACUCCCACAGACAGACAAAUGAGGAGCCAGAAUUCACACGAUUGUCCAAUGAGAGGCAAGCUGGAGGAGGGCUCAGGAAGGCUGGCCUUGGACCUACGACUCUCCAGCUCUAAUGCAUCAUCCAUGCCCGAGCUGCUGGAACAGCUGUGGAAAGCCAGGGCAGAGAAGAAGAAGCUAAGGAAGACCAUCAGAGAGUUUGAGGAAGAUUUUUAUCAGCAUAACGGAAGAAAUGUCCAGAAAGACGAUCGGGUACCGAUGCUAGAAGAGUACAGGGAGUACAAGAGGAUCAAGGCCAAACUCCGCCUCUUAGAGGUCCUGAUCAGCAAACAAGAUUCCUCCAAAUCAAUCUAGACCCCACUCCCUUUGACAUCAUCACGUAAACACUCACCACAUUCAUCAAGGACCACAAGUUCAUUGGUGCUGCAAUCAUGUCAUGGAAAAAAAGUGUGAGUAAGUGAGGUCGUUUACAGAUUAAACCAAAGCAGUUUUAAGUUCCCCUCCGCAGAAAAGUUCCUGCAGUACUUUUUGAAGGAGCGGGAACCUUUUAACUUUAGUAUCAGCAUCAGUUUGUUUGCAAAAUGUUUGAAAACGCUUCAAAUAUUCAUUUGAUUAACAACAAGUGUUAAGGCUUGAAGCCAAUACUUAGUACUUUAAGUAUUUUUACAUCCAAACUCAUACUGAAAAUGAUUUAGCUGUUGUACUAGAAAUGGUAGGACUUAUUUAUUAUAAUUUAAUUUAAUCCGAGGAAUUCUGAAGUGUUGACAUGACUGCAGCAGCAGUGAAGCCUGAACUCCAUUGUGUUCGUUCAUCAACUUUACCUAAGACUUUGCACUUUCUCGUCCUCGUCCUUCAAAGGAAACAAACUGACCUUUUAUUUCAGGAACUUUUUUUAUUUUAUUUUUUCUGAGAAAUUUUAUUAUCGACUCUGUUACUUUCUACACCUUCAGAAUUCAAAUCUGAAUCUUACAUCUGCAUCGGCACGAGUCCAUUGGACAUUUAAAUCUCUGGAUCUCCCCCUCCUCUUCAAAGCUUUGGACUGAUUUUUAAAUUUACUGAUGAAUUUGAAAAAAUCCUUCUAAUGUUUCUUUGGUAAAAAAUAAUAAUAAUAUUAAUGGUUAAUGUUCACUGAGACUCUGUUACUGUUUACUGAAAAAUAAUCUAAUAUGGGGAAGAAAAAAGUUUUGUACUCACAGUCGGAUUUUGGUUUUCCUGUUUUUCAUAAGGUGAAGCUUCAUUCUGACAAAGCACUGAUUUAAAGUUAUCAUAAGCUCAGUUCAGACCAUGUGGUGCAGGUGGAUGUAGAUGGUGCAGGAAUGAUCCAGAACACUCACAUUUUUUUACUCGCUAGAUAGAGAUUUUUUUUAGAUUCAGAAUGAUUGUAGAUUAAAAUUAGUCGAAGCAGAACAUUUCUGAUAGUUGUCUGUUUUUUUCUGAGAUGGUGAUAGUUACAGGUGCCAUUGAUAAUCUCUCUGGUUGAGGAUUUGAAGCUUUAUAAGUUUGUUCAUGUACAGAUAAGGCAGCGUGGCUGCCAGCACUGAUUUUAAGUAGCAGACAGACACUGAGGAGGUUUGAUGCAGCUUACCGUUCUGAAUCUCCUGAGAGGAGACGUUCAGCUGAGGUUCUGGACAGCUUCGUUUCCUGCUGGCAGGUAAAAUAAGGGCAGAUAAGAAGGUAGAGGAGGAGGAAGUUAACAGUCUGAUGUCUGAUGUAUGCCAAAACUUUCUUUUUUACCCUUUUAAAGACUGUCAUCUAAAUUAUCGCCAUGUUCUUUCUGUCAUUGUUGCUGCAUUUUGGCUUUAGAUGGUUACAAGUUAGCAAAGGCUUGUUUAGUAGCUGAGGUUUAAAGGAGUUUGAAAAAGUUUGUCACAUACAAAAUAAAUCAAGCCCAAACUAUUUAGGUGUCUCAUUGACCCCAUGUUUCAAAAUGAAUCUGUUGAGCAUGCACAGAGGCUUUAACAUCACCUGUAAUGACAGUGUGUUUCAACUCCGCACAAGUCUUGAAUCUGUUCUAGUGUUUGCCAAAGUAGCUUAGUGCUAAAAAGGGAGAGUAGACAUAAUUAGAUGCUGCAAUGAAACACCUAGUAGCAUAUAAUGGCUUAAAAAAAAACAACAACAACAACCUCUUCCAUCUAAAAUAUGCUGCUUGUUUUGAUUUUACGCCUAAAGCACCCCCUGCUGGAUUACUUUACCGUUGACAAUCUGAGACUUACUCUUUCUAAAUUUUAACCCUCCAAAUUUUGAGGAGUUUAAACACAUAUUGAAGCUUUGGAUGACAAAUGACCCCCCAGUAGCAGCUGACAGCGGAGACAGUACCUGAUGGUGUGAACAACCGUCAUUGGAUGUUCAUAAAAGCAAGGUUUUUGCACAGCAUUCCUAGAAUGCGGCCCUUGUGUGUGUGUGUGUGUCUGUGUUGGUUUUUUUUUCCUAACAAUGAAGCACUACUUCUACAUAAAGAUAAAUAUUUACUGUAUAUAAAGAAACACCUGAAGUAAUGAAUGUCAGAAAUGUUUAAAUUAUUUCAAACGUCACGUUGGCCCCUGUCUGUCGAUUAUAUUUGUGAUGCCCAAAAAAAUGUGUCUUUUUUUUCUCACUCUCAUUAUAAAUAUCACAAACACUAUUUUGUGUGAUUAAUGAAUCUAUUAAUCUUUUUGUAUUUACUGACUGACUGUAUAAGAAAACAGCUGUAACACUGUGUGGCUAAUGCUAAUCAAAGCUGAACCUGCUCUGUUUCUGAUUUCAUUUCCUGUCUGUGCGCGUUCAGAUAGAGAUUAUACUGUAGAUGAAUUUUGCAUGGCAAAGAAGAAACAUUAUGAAAACAAAAAAACAGUGUACGUCUUUGUUUCUGUUUUUCGUGCCAUGAAGCAGCAGCAAUAAUAAAAGUGUGUGCAGAUUUCACAGUC
Cynoglossus semilaevis (tongue sole) is the source of this 6140-nucleotide messenger RNA. It is a transcript of the gene fam13b, whose product is annotated as family with sequence similarity 13 member B. The transcript has 24 exons. Lineage: Eukaryota; Metazoa; Chordata; Actinopteri; Pleuronectiformes; Cynoglossidae. Bases 460 to 3591 code for a protein of 1043 amino acids. Gene Ontology annotation, biological process: signal transduction. The record is from RefSeq and is a predicted model, not a curated record.